CCCUUAUUUCCCGGGUUCCAGCUCCGCGCCUGGCUCGCGACGCUUCGCUUCUGGAAGGCCCUGCACCUCGGCCAAGCGCCCCCGGCUCUCGGCUCCAUGAUCCCUCCGCCUCCAAACCGCAGCACCGCCCACCACACCUGCGGGACGUGGCAGCGCUCCUGAGCCUCUGGGGCGGGAGCAGUGUGGUCCCUUGUGCCCGCGGUGUGAACCGGCCCCGUUCCACACGAGUUUGUUACCGGAAGAGAAGGACGCUCCGGAGCUGGUCCGGGCCGAGGCCGGCCCAGGGCAUGAACCCACCGGGGAGCCGCCUCCCCCAGGCCUCCUGGACCCCGGGAGCCCCUCCCCUGAGCGGGAGAUGCUGAGCGAGGGGCUGGGAGCCCCGCUCCCCCUCCUGCCCUUGGUGGGCCGACUCUCUCCGCAGCCGGGAGGGAAGGUGCAGGGGGAAGGAUCAGGCUGAGAGGGAGGUUCCUGAGAACCAGGGUAGGCGAGGCCUCCAAUGAGGAGGGUCCAUCGGGGACGGAGGCGGGGGAGCUGGGGGCGCCCGGGCGGGGGAGCCUCCUCCUCUGCUCCACCCGCCUCCCCGCAGGCUGAGCCGCCCGGCGUCAUGGGACGGCUGCUUCUGGUGCUGUGGGCGCUGCUGGGGUCGCGGGCGUGCGCCGGCGGCGCCGCAGAGCCAGGCAAGAACCUGAGCUGCUACCAGUGCUUCAAAGUGAAGAGCCUGGGGUCCUGCAGGCCCGCCGCCUGCGCCUCCGCCGACGAGGUCUGCGUCUCCAACACGGUGAUCUUCGUCCGGAGACUCGGGGUGGGAGUUCUGCUCAGCAAGCGCUGUGCUCCCAGAUGUCCCAACAGCAACAUGAAGUCUGCGUGGCUGUCAGGCUCCGGGAUGACCCGCAGGGUCGUCAGGCAGUGCUGCUCCGGGUCUCUCUGCAACGGGCCGCCCGCCCGGCAGGGGCGUCUCUGGGCCUCGUCAGGGGGGCUCCUGCUCCCCCUGGGCCUCAGCCUCCUCUGGGCGACGUGGUGAGAGCUCCUCCGCCCACCCCGCAGCCCAGCCUGUCCUCCCACCUCGGGCCUGCCUCCCCCCCUCUUGGGAUUCUGGGCGGGAGGAAGCGCCGUCCCCUCGCCCUGGACCCGGCCACCUCUCCCGUCCCCGGCAGGGCCCCUUCGCUGACACAUCCCGGGGCUCAGCCUGGCUCCCCGUGGGGGAGAGCGACGCCUGCCCUGAGUGGACGGCCCCGGGGCCCUGUGUCGGGUAGGAGGAGCCCGGCAAGGUAGAGGGUGGCCCAGCCCCAGCUCUGGCUCUGACCGGCUCUGCGGUCUUGGUGCCUCCACCCCCGCCAUCUGGGCCACCUCUGUCGGUGGCCACCUAAGUCAUCGGCCCAGGCAGAGAGGUGCGGUGGGACCACAGCCUUCACCUCCCAGAGACAAUAAAGUCAUUGCUUGGCUGUGCCCCCUACUGCUUCUUCUCUGUUUCCAGCCACCGCAUCCAGACUGCACCCUCCGGCCAGCUCCCGCAGACCGCUGUGGGUGUGCCGGCCAGGGCUGGAGGGGUGGACAAAACUGCCAGCUACAGCCAACUGAGCUGGGGACAGGACCAGCACUGAGCAAGUAGGAGUCACAGGCUCAGGUCUGAGUC
Sus scrofa (pig) is the source of this 1633-nucleotide messenger RNA. The record is from RefSeq and is a predicted model, not a curated record. NCBI's taxonomy places the organism in Eukaryota, Metazoa, Chordata, Mammalia, Artiodactyla, Suidae.